AUGUAUACGCAGGAGCUGGAUGAAAGGGCGAAAAGGGUAGACGACGGAUCCUUUUCGACUUGCUUAGAUCGCGAAUCAUUUAAUACGCUCAAUACUGCAAGAGUUAAGCCACGUCUGGACAAGAAGUGGUGCUGGAAUAAGGUGGCUGUCCAAAGAAGUACUGGCCAAGCGACCAAGGUGAUAAGCGGGGACGCCAUUUUCUGUCUGCCGGAUACAGAGUACGAGGAACUGAGGUUGUCAGUAGACAUUGUUGUUCACUGUGCCUGGGAGCUGAGCUUUUCCAAGGCAUUUGAUAUAUUCGAGCGGAUACACAUCCGGGGGCUUUCUCGUCUAUUUGAGCUCAGUCAGCGCUGUCAAUACCGGCCCCAUAUCCAUUUCAUGUCCUCACUAUUAGCCCUAUAUGCCAAGGAGACACAAUCUUCAUCAUCUAAUGUCCAAGGUCCCGGCCAAAAGCCGGCCUCCCCGUGGCCUAUUGGAUAUACUGAGUCAAAGCUUAUUGCGGAAGAAAUGUGUAGGCUUGCAUCCACGAAGUGGGGCCUACCUACCACUGUCUACCGGAUUGGGCAGAUUGCAGGCAGUAGUAGUGGCAAUGGGGUGGUUUGGGACAGAAACCAGUGGCUUCCUUCAAUUAUGCACAGCUCCAAGCUAAUUCGCAAAGUACCUAAUUCAUUGGGACCGGCGGAAGUAACCUGGAUGCCUGUGGACCAAGCAGCCAAAGCCAUCUGCGAAAUAUUCCAGUCAAGAUCAUCAUCAAGUGGUGUGGUUGACUCCAACAUCACAUUCAACGUUGUCAACCCAUGCUUGACACGUUGGGAAUCUCUCCUACCUGUCAUUCAGAAGCAUUAUGCGGCUGAAGUAGCCGAGUCUGAUAUUUGGCUUUCAGAGGUGGAAAAACAUGAAUCACUGACUGGAGGAAGCGCAGAAACUAUACCCACGCGGCUUUUACUGCCGCUAUAUCGACAGAUAAUGGAGCUGUUCAAUCACGGAUGGACUAGGCCUUCGUAUGAUACUGAGAGGACUAAUUUGGCAAGCGAGACGUUGCGUAAUAUGGGUCCUAUUACCCCGGAGAUGAUGGAGCGUUGGAUUCAGCAAUGGAAUUUUUGA
This is a messenger RNA of Aspergillus niger, 1104 nucleotides long. RefSeq lists its product as uncharacterized. The record is from RefSeq and is a predicted model, not a curated record. Bases 1 to 1104 code for a protein of 367 amino acids. The transcript is spliced from 3 exons. NCBI's taxonomy places the organism in Eukaryota, Fungi, Ascomycota, Eurotiomycetes, Eurotiales, Aspergillaceae.